GCUGUGGAUCCAGGGUCGGGGCAGACUUGCAGCAGGCUCACUCCAAGGUCAGCCAGGGGCAGUUGCCAGGGCCUUUAGGACCUAUGCAAAUAGGGGCAGAUUCCAGAGCUGCCAGUGGCAGGAAGCCCAGGCUUCCAUUGGCAGGAAAGCAUGGUAGCAGGAGAGAGCAGGGCGCUUCUGCACACCAAAGGGGAGGUGCACCAUGGUGACUGUAGAGAGCGCCCCCUGGUGUAUGGGGUCCUCACUUAAUAAGACAAAGCACACAUUGGACCCUCCAUCAGAUCCUUCUGCUUUAAAGGAAUAGGAUCUCAGAGCUGCCACUGCCCACCCACUUGAUGACGUCAUGGCUUCACGUAGAGAAGGAGGCGGGCCUGAGCUGGAGAAGGGGCCUGGAUUGGCAGAAUCUCUGGUGGUUUCAGGCUGAAAGAGAAGCCAACGCCAUACUUGAGUUUCUUCCAGCAGUUUCCCAUCAGGUCCUGGAGCCAAGGUAAGGGAGAACCCAGGCCUCAGCCUUUUCCUGCACAGGGAUGUGGGAGGACAUCCAGGAGCUAGGGGUGGUGUUGGCCAGUUUAGCGGUUUGUUCCAGGAGCUGUGGACAGUGUUUUGGGGGGAGGGGAAUGUAACAGUGAAGAGGAAACUCCAUUUCCUGUCCUUUGAAAUUAGAAAGGGGCUGGAGUGUAGCUCAGUUAGGUGAGUGCUUGCUUAGCAUUCACAGAGCCCUGGAUUUGAUCCCCAGAUCCAGGUCAUGGUGGUGCAUACCUGCAAUACCAGCACGUGAUAGCUGAAGGCAUCAAGAGCAGUUCAAGGUCAUCUUUAGGGACACAUGAAAUGAGAGGUCACUGUGGGCUACAUCUUGUCUAAAAAAAAAGUGAGCAGAAAAGAAAAAAUAAUUGGCCUUUCUAAAUCAGGGCAACACUGUGAUUGUCUUGGUUCUAGGCCUGUCCCUUCACUUCAGUCCCUCUGAGGCCCAAGGGUUCCCUCUUCCCCUUAUACCCAGGUCCACAGGGCCAUGGUCAACCCCUAGACCCAGGCUGCCAGCCUUCCAGACUCUCCAUUGGGAGGUCACAGGGAGUUGUGGAGGGGGAAAAGUUUAUUUAGUCAGAGAGCCUCCAAACGCAUCUAGUUUCCGUCAGUGUAAAAAGGCAGUAAAAUGACAAGGUGUGGAGACACAGAGAACAGGCAUACAAGAACGAAGGGAGAAGGAACAUCAUCAGAUCAUAUACACCGGUCAGGCCUGCCGCCUCCACCCCCAUCCUUGUGACAGGCAGAGAGACAGAUGUCUCUCAGUCUAGGAGCUUCUUGUGCUUGGCUUAAGCAGAGAUCAGUCAGAGCUGUCAGUAAGAACCUGUGCGCCCUUGCCACUCUGAACCCCCAUUGACAAGUCCGUCUGCAGAGGCUCCCUCCCUGGGACCCGGAUAUCUGGGCCCAGCACAGACCAGAAGAAUGCAGAAGUCAGCUAGAAGAGCAAACUUUUGGACCUCUGCUCAUUGACCCCGGCAGAGAAGGUAAUGAGCAGGAAGCAGGCAGACAGUACAACCCUGUCCCCAUAUGGUCACAAAGCUGCCCUAAAUAAGAAUAUUGUUCCCAUAGCCAGGCCUAGAAACAGAAAGAAGGCUGUGAUGACUCCCACCACCUGAGAGUUAUUUUCUUUUAGCACUCUAAGUAUAAUUUCACAUGCUCUCCUCUCUGUAGAAAUGUUGACAAGACAUGGUAUCAUUUGGGUGUUUGGAUUUUUUCCUGUGUAUGACAUUCUCCUUAACACACAUAACACACUUGUAGUAUUUGUAGAUUUGUGCUUUUUACACCUUGAUGUGAAAUGUGAACAAGAGUUCCAGUCUUUGUUCCAGAGACAGAAACUUGGAGAAGAACAAGGAAAAUGGCUGUGUCUCCUGUAAAUGAGCACCAGAGCCUGUUGACAUUCAGGGAUUUGGAUGUAGACUUCUCCCAGGAGGAGUGGGAAUGUCUGGAUUCUGUUUGGAGGACUUUAUACAUUGAUGUGAUGUUGGAGAAUUACAGAAAUCUUGUUUUUGUAGAGAAACAUCGCGUAUGUGGUAAAUAUGAGAACAUCAUGGAUCAAGGAUCAAAGAGUACUGUCUAUCAGCAUGUGAAUAUCCAAAAGAAGUCUUAUAAAGAUAAUGACCUUUGCAAAAUGCUUUAUGAAUCCUCUUGGUGUAUACCUUAUAACACCAGCAAUACUACAGGAAACCAUCAAAGAAUUCAUACAGGAAAGGAACCUUACAAAUAUGGUGAAUGUGAAAAGUCCUUUGGAUGUAGCUCAAAUCUUGGAACACAUCAAAAAUCUCAUAAAGGACAGAAACCUUGCAAAUGUAGUGAAUGUGAGAAGUCCUUUACACGUAAUUCAACUCUUAAAAAUCAUCAGAAGAUUCAUGUGGGAGGGAAACCUUACAAAUGUAGUGAAUGUGUGAAGUCAUUUACAUGUAGUUCAGCUCUUAAAAAUCAUCAGAGAAUUCAUACAGGAGAGAAACCUUAUAAAUGCAGUGAAUGUGAGAAGUCAUUUUUAUAUAAUUCAAUUCUUAAAAAUCAUCAGAGAAUUCAUACAGGAGAGAAACCGUACAAAUGUAGUGAAUGUGAGAAGUCAUUUACAAAUAGUUCAAAUUUUAAAAAUCACCAGAGAAUUCAUACAGGAGAGAAACCUUACAAAUGUAGGGAAUGUGAGAAAUCCUUUGGAUCUGGCUCAACUCUUAUAAAACAUCAGAGAAUUCAUACAGGUGAGAAACCUUAAAUGUAGGGAAUGUGAGAAAUCCUUUACAUAUAUUUCACAUCUUAAAAGACAUCAGAUACUUCAUACAGAAGAAAAACCUUAUAAAUGUAAUGAAUGUGAAAAGUCCUUU
Molecule: messenger RNA, 2852 nt
Organism: Peromyscus californicus insignis
Lineage: Eukaryota; Metazoa; Chordata; Mammalia; Rodentia; Cricetidae
Product: zinc finger protein 722-like
Exons: 3
Coding region: 1877-2743 (288 amino acids)
Biological process (GO): regulation of DNA-templated transcription
Source: RefSeq, a predicted model, not a curated record